Molecule: messenger RNA, 818 nt
Organism: Paramuricea clavata
Lineage: Eukaryota; Metazoa; Cnidaria; Anthozoa; Malacalcyonacea; Plexauridae
Source: the annotation of a GenBank genome assembly
AGGUUUCUUUUGAUGCCAUGAGCGAAUCUAAAGACGUAUUUGCAGCAGCGUCUGAAGUGACAGGAAGAGCUAUGGAAGCAUUUUUCAGUUACGUUCCUGGUGGAAGCUACUCAUUUCUCCUUAAGUGUGAUAGAGCAGUGGUUCGAGACCUUGGUGUUAUCGCAGUAUCACUGUACAGCAUUUACAAACUAACUCCAGUAUUAGAACGAACUAUAGAAGGCGUUGUUAAUAGAUGCCUGGAGCAUCCAAGAAGAGAUCAAGGUAUAUAUACGAUAUAAUAACUAUACAAUAAAAUGAAACUGAAUUUAGUUUUACAGGAUGGCAUAUAUGUUCAAAAUCAUUCUUCCUGCAGGUUAGUAAGGGCCCUCCCUUAUUGCUACGGUAUUAUCUCUGGAAAACUAGAACUUCUGAUUGCAAUAUUUACUACAAUAAAAGUGAAUCACACAGAGGGAAUACGGUUUUUGGUAGAAGAGAAAUCUCAAUCAAAUAAUUUUAUUAUUGCAAACAUCGAACGUCACUACUCACAAAUGUAAAAAGCGCAUGACUAACCACAGUGUGUCCAAGAUCGCGUGUUGUAACUUUAACCAUUCUAUCUCUUAGAUCCUCCAAAGACAUCGCCUGGCUCCUUACAUGUCAAACUACGGUGUUUGACGGACGAGAGAUUUCUGGAGGUGUGGCGUUAUUAUAAAUCUGGAAAAAUGAAAGAACGGUUGCAAGAGGAAUUCUCCAAGAGUGGAAUUGAAGUAAAAGGAUUGAAAAUUGAAAUCGAAAAUUUGGAGAAAGUCAAUGAAACCAAGAGAGCCAUUGAAAGCAGGUAA